Cottoperca gobio is the source of this 6820-nucleotide messenger RNA. It is a transcript of the gene slc4a4a, whose product is annotated as solute carrier family 4 member 4a. The transcript has 27 exons. NCBI's taxonomy places the organism in Eukaryota, Metazoa, Chordata, Actinopteri, Perciformes, Bovichtidae. Gene Ontology annotation, biological process: regulation of intracellular pH; monoatomic anion transport; transmembrane transport. Gene Ontology annotation, molecular function: monoatomic anion transmembrane transporter activity; sodium:bicarbonate symporter activity; solute:inorganic anion antiporter activity. The record is from RefSeq and is a predicted model, not a curated record. Gene Ontology annotation, cellular component: basolateral plasma membrane; plasma membrane. Bases 235 to 3450 code for a protein of 1071 amino acids.
GAUAGAGGCGGCGGCAGCAUGCUGAGCGCAGUCGCCGCACAAUGCCUCAUACAAACUUCCCCGAGCUGUGGAAGUAGACUUCUUUACCUUCAUGCCACCGCAGGGGUGACACCAAGAGCCAAACACACAGAACCAAAGAUCAAAACUACAGCGGUCAAGCUACAGCAGCCGCUCCGGUGAUCCGCUCUGCUCAGCGCAUUCAGUAAGGAGAUUGAUCACACGCAACCUGACGAGAUGAGCAGCACCAAGAAGAUGGAGGAUGAGGCGGUGCUGGACCGGGGGGCGUCCUUACUCAAGCACAUCUGCGACGAGGAGGAGGUAGAGGGUCACCACACCGUUUACAUCGGCGUGCACGUGCCCAAGAGCUAUCGUCGUCGGAGGCGUCACCGUCGGAAAACCGGCCACAAGGACAGAAAGGAGAGGUUGACGGAGAACACGUCUGACAAGUCGGACACAGAAAACAACGAUGAAACCAGCAACAGCAUCCUCAAACCUCUCAUCUCGCCGGCAGCCGAGAGGAUCCGUUUCAUCCUCGGCGAGGAGGAUGACGGCCCGGCGCCCCCUCAACUCUUCACUGAGUUGGAUGAGCUGCUGUCGGUGGAUGGACAGGAGAUGGAGUGGAAGGAGACAGCCAGGUGGAUCAAGUUUGAGGAGAAGGUAGAGAAAGGAGGUGAACGCUGGAGUAAACCCCACGUGGCCACGCUGUCCUUACAUAGCCUUUUUGAAUUGCGGACGUGCAUAGAGAAGGGCACCAUCAUGCUGGACAUGGAAGCUUCCACUCUACCUCAGGUUGUUGAGAUGAUCACUGACAACCAAAUAGAGAUCGGUCAGCUGAAAGCAGAGCUGAAGGACAAAGUGAUGUACACGUUGCUACGGAAACAUCGUCACCAGACCAAGAAGUCCAACCUGCGCUCUCUGGCGGACAUCGGCAAGACGGUCUCCAGUGCAAAUAGUCCGACCACAACUCACCGGAACCUGACCUCCAGCAGCCUGAACGACAUUUCUGACAAACCGGAAAAAGAGCAGCUGAGGAACAAGUUCAUGAAGAAGUUGCCGAGAGACGCCGAGGCCUCCAACGUGCUGGUGGGGGAGGUGGACUUCCUGGACUCGCCAUUUGUGGCGUUUGUUCGUCUGCAGCAAGCGGUGAUGCUGGGAGCCUUAACAGAGGUUCCUGUUCCCACAAGAUUUUUAUUCAUCUUGCUCGGACCCAAAGGCAAAGCCAAGUCGUACCAUGAGAUAGGAAGAGCGAUCGCCACGCUGAUGUCAGAUGAGGUCUUUCAUGACAUUGCGUAUAAGGCCAAAGACAGAGAAGACCUGCUGGCCGGUAUCGACGAGUUCUUGGAUGAGGUGAUCGUGCUUCCUCCUGGAGAGUGGGACCCAGCCAUCAGGAUAGAGCCUCCGAAAUCUCUCCCCUCCUCUGACAAAAGGAAAAACAUGUAUGCAGGAGGAGACUCUCAGAUGAACGGAGAUAUGCCUCAUGAUGGAGGUCACGGAGGAGGGGGACAUGCUGCAGGGGACGAGCUGAAGAAGACUGGAAAGUUUUGCGGGGGUCUCCUACUUGACAUCAAACGAAAAGCGCCUUUCUUUGUCAGUGACUUCACCGAUGUAUUUCACAUUCAGGCCUUGUCGGCCAUUUUGUUUAUUUACCUGGGAACUGUGACGAACGCCAUCACCUUCGGUGGUCUGCUGGGGGACGCUACAGAAAACAUGCAGGGUGUGUUGGAGAGUUUUCUGGGCACAGCGAUCACCGGUGGGGUUUUCUGUCUGCUGUCUGGCCAGCCUCUCACCAUCCUCAGCAGCACAGGUCCUGUUCUGGUGUUUGAAAGGCUGCUCUUUAAUUUCAGCAGAGAUAAUGCCUUUGACUACCUGGAGUUCCGCCUGUGGAUCGGCCUGUGGUCGGCGUUCUACUGCCUGGUGCUCGUGGCCACUGACGCCAGCUACUUGGUUCAGUACUUCACCAGGUUCACCGAGGAGGGCUUCUCCUGUCUCAUCAGCUUCAUCUUCAUCUACGAUGCCUUCAAGAAGAUGCUCAAAUUAUCUCACCACUAUCCCAUUAACGCAGAAUUCAAGACGGACUAUGUCACACAAUAUGACUGCCUCUGUAUGGCCCCUGCUAUUCUAGAGAACACUACAGACAUCAUUGGCGAUCCUUUAGAAGGUACUUCAGUGUGGUACUGGAACAACACUGAUCUGCCGUUGAACGCCACGUGGUCGUCCCUCUCAAAGACGGAGUGCUUAAAGUACAAUGGAGAGCUGGUGGGGAAGGCCUGCGAGUUUGUGCCAGACAUCUCCCUCAUGUCCUUCAUCCUGUUCUUUGGUACUUACACCUGCUCCAUGUGUCUGAAGAAGUUCAAGACGAGCCCAUUCUUCCCCACCACCGUGAGGAAACUCAUCAGUGACUUUGCCAUCAUCCUGGCCAUCUUCAUCUUCUGUGGAGUCGAUAUGCUCAUAGGAGUCGAUACUCCUAAACUUAUUGUGCCAACUGAAUUCAAGCCAACAAGUCCUAACCGAGGCUGGUUUGUGCCCCCGUUCGGAGGAAACCCCUGGUGGGUUUACCUGGCGUCGGCUCUCCCUGCCCUGCUGGUCACCAUACUGGUCUUCAUGGACCAACAGAUUACUGCUGUGAUCGUCAACAGGAAGGAGCACAUGCUGAAGAAAGGGGCAGGUUACCAUCUGGAUCUGUUCUGGGUGGCCGUUCUGCUAAUUGUUUGCUCCUUCAUGGGUCUGCCAUGGUACGUGGCCGCCACAGUUAUCUCCAUCGCUCACGUCGACAGUCUGAAGAUGGAAACAGAAACCUCAGCUCCUGGAGAGCAGCCGAAGUUCCUGGGUGUGAGGGAGCAGAGGGUCACUGGUGUGGUUGUGUUCAUCCUGACAGGACUGUCUGUAUUUAUGUCUCCUAUUUUAAAGUUCAUCCCCAUGCCUGUGCUGUAUGGAGUCUUCCUGUACAUGGGAGUCGCCUCUCUCAAUGGAGUGCAGUUUAUGGAUCGUCUCAAGCUGCUCCUGAUGCCAGCGAAGCAUCAGCCGGACCUGGUUUACCUGCGACACGUUCCCCUCAGGAAGGUCCACCUCUUCACCUUCAUCCAGAUCCUUUGCUUGGCUCUGCUCUGGAUCCUCAAGUCCACUGUGGCCGCCAUUGUAUUCCCUGUCAUGAUCCUCGCUCUGGUGGCCGUCAGAAAAGCAAUGGACUACAUGUUCUCCCAGCAUGAACUCAGCUUCCUGGACGACGUCAUCCCAGAGAAGGACAAGAAGAAGAAAGAGGACGAGAAGAAGAAAAAGAAAAAACGAGGCAGCAUAGACAGUGACGCUGAAGACUCUGACUAUCCUUACAGUGAGAAAGUUCCCAGCAUUAAAAUCCCCAUGGACAUGAUGGAGCAGGAGCCUUUCUUAGGUGAUAAGGCCUCGGACAGAGAGAAGUCUCCAUCAUUCCUUGACCGACACACAUCGUGCUGAGCAGCUUCGCUACUACCAGGCCAACUACCUGUCCAGCCCUGAGAUGAGUCCGCUGAAGUCUGUGCCUCAGAUUACAAUAGACAUGGACCCAGACGAUGAUAAUUCCUUCUACUGGAAGAGCAGAGGAUCGGAAACGUCUCUGUAGGGCACCGAAACACCGCCAGGCAACUCUCUUUUACUUUCCUUUAUAAACGAUAUUCUUUUUAACUCCAAAAUCCUCUCCACGAUUUCAAGACUUUGUUCUGAGUAUGUCGUAGAGAAAAGAAAGGGAACGCACUAAGACAAAAAAUAAAGGUCCAACACAUGACACAAGGAAACGUAUUUUCUAAUAGCCAUUUUAAAAGCAUUUCUGUCCUCACCUUCCUCACCGCUCCACAGUAGGCUGAUAAAUGUAACUCUUACUACUCUUCUAUGCAACUCUUCCCACACAUCAACAGAAAAUGCCGCAGCUCUGUGACCAUGCAUUAAAUCGCCUCCCUGCUCUUUUUUUAUAUAAAUAUAUAUAAACAUCACCUUUCUGAAUGUUUGUAUACAUUGAUUUACUCUAACAACAUUUUCCUGUAGCAGGAAAAUUAUGUUUUUUGUUUUUUUUUAUAGCUCUACCUCUUGUUUUAGAUUUAAUGCUUAUUAUGAACAAAUGCAACAUGUUGAUUUUUGACGCAGCAUGGACUUUUGAUAUUUUCUCUCUCUUGUAGAGUUGAAAUGAUUCAAGAGAUUCACUGUAUUAUAGCUUGUGAAGGAAAUGUGUGCAAAUAGCUUAUUUUCAGUUAAUUAACAGUUAAUUAACAAUGCAUAUUUGUAUGCAGAUGAGGUAAAUAUUUGUAUCAUCACUUUUUGAUGCAGUUUUGAUUGCUCCACCUUCUCUUUCAAAUCUUCUGAAUCUUUCUUUCAUGUUCACUUCAAAGCUUUUGUUACUCUUUUAAUCAUUUCUUCAUUUUCUUUUCUUUUUUAUGAUUAUUUUGUGUGUAUGUAAUGUUUUAUUAUGUCCUUUUUUUCCCCUUUUGUGGGUAGAAAACAGUUCAGUGAUACAUAAUCAUCGGAUUUUCCUCAGCCAAACUUAAAUUCUAAUAACUAGAAAUGCAUUUCAUAUAAUUGCUUGUGCUACACAAACUAAUUUACCUAAGUGGCUUAUAAGAGAUCGAUUCAGACUGAAAUGAUUAUUGUGACGAGGGAUUAAGAGAAGGGAAGCAAAUCCAUGUAAACGUCAAGCAGCAGGUUUAUUUCUUCUUGUCUCGGCUGCUGUUCGAAGUAACUGAUGUGAAAAUUGGAUCACAUGUUUUUAUUUUCAUUUUAUAUAUUAAUGGUUUGGAUUUUUCGAGUCUAUCCUAACACAAUACUUGCAUGCAAUGCUUUAUGUACAUUAAGGGAGUUAUUGGUCGCUGUUAUCAUUGUUCCUGUACAGGCGGUGACGUGUUCCCUUUGACGAGCAACUCAACUGAGAGUUAUGCAUCCAUAGUUAGAGGCUGGCAGUCUCUAACAAGUCUGAAGUUUGCAUCUUGUUUGUGUUAAUUGCGCCUUGUUUUCACAUCGCUCUGAGUACGUAUGCGAGUAAACUCCUCCUUAUGUUUUUUUUUUUCCCGGUCCAUAAUUUUCCUUGAGUAUGUUGAAAUAUUUUUACUUUUGCUGCGUAUUUUGAACACAGGAAGUUGGCAUUUUAACUUAAAAUUAGGCUAUUUCAUGCAAUUCAGUCAAAUUGUGUAAUUGUAUAAUAAUAAUAAAAACUAGUUGAGCUAGUUCAACACAUUGUGAAAUUAGUAAAAUUAGUUAAAUAAAAGUCUCGGUAAUGCUCCAGGUACAUAUUCCAUAAACACUGGAUGGCAAAAAACACACAAAAUCUACUUUUCUCUCAUCUCUGCGGUGGCUUUUCUAUCCACCCGUAGAUAGAUGCAUUUCCUUGCGCUGAACACUAGGGGGCGGACUCCGUUUACUAUACAGAAUUACGGAAAACGAGUGUAAACGAGGCGUUAACCGUUGCUCCAAUUGGACAGUCAUUUCCUCACAUUGACACUAUAUUAACGCACGCUGAAGUAGUUCAACUGCCAAGCUACAGUAUGUGGCGCUUUAGUUAUAUCAUUAAGAAUUGCGAACCUGCUUACAGUGCUUUUUUUACAUAUUUUAGUGGAGAAGAAAAUCACUAUAUGCUUCAUGCGAGAAACAAAACGACUGCAAUUGGUUCUUGCGGGGUUGACACUCAUUUAGAUAAACCUUUCACAACUAACCAGCGUCCCCACUGGGCGCCUCGAGUCUUGGUGGGUGACGCCAACGUGUUUCUUUUUUAGGUCCAGUUAAUAAUAAUUGAAUUAAAGGAAUCUUGUUGGUUUCCGGUGUUUGAAUCUGUAUGGGUGAGAGGCCUAAGCCAAAACAAGUGGGUAUCAAGUUGUGUGGUCUUAUGGGAAGUGUCGUGUCUACAGAGGGAGUUUCAUAUUCACAAAAGACCGUAAUGUUGGAGGAAACCUAUUUGAGUUGUUUCUCUGGCCUCAUCACCACCACUUCUUUUCACAGUGUAGUUGCAUUAGGAAGAUAUCGUCUCACGUCCAGUAUGGAGAGGAGGAAUGAUUACAGUGAACAAUAACUUAAUAUGCUAGUACGUAGACUUGUAAAAAUCCAAACUCAUCCUUAAAACAAAACAUCCACAGUUUGUUUUUAGGACUUAAUCUCAAUCUGCUCUAUUGAGGCAGAACAUGUUGUACGAACAUUCCUGCAGAGUUCCCCGUGAGUCCACACAGACGCAUCCAGAAAGAAUCAAACCUUGACUUUUACUGGCCAGUAUUACCGACUGAAGCACUGUUCAUCAUUACAGAAUCCCCACUUCAUCUCUAAAGGGCACACUGAAGCACUUUCUCUUCUGGAUUGUUAAGUCUUAAGUGGAAGUCCUCUCUGUCUCCAUCACUACUUUAGAAAUACAAUUAAACUGUGUGGUAAAUGAGCCGCCUCUGUAAAUCAUGUACAUAAAAGGCACUUCGGCUCAAACCAAAAUGCAACAAGUUACUUUGUACCAUCCCGGUUCUUUGUCUUUUAAUUUGUUUUUGUUUGAGUUCAUCGACCGAAGUAACAAAGUCAUUUAUACUCCACAUCAGUGUUUUUAUUCGUCAACAGCAGCGAGGUGAAAAAAGUGUGACUUAAUGUCUGAGACAUAAUAUACGUGGGGAGUUGUUAGUUCAGAGUGUGUCGUACUGUGUCAGCAUGUCAGACACAAAUCUACAACAUCAAAUGAAGAAACUUGUUAAUGAUGUUAAUUUUAGCUUACGGAAUAAAUACUGAUACGUUUGUUUUGAUUAACUUUUUAGAAACAGGUGAAAUGGUUUAUUUUAGAAUUUAUAUUUUUCAAAUGAAAUGUACAUUGGAAAUAAACAGAAUUAUCAAACAGUGA